This is a messenger RNA of Rubroshorea leprosula, 1482 nucleotides long. Lineage: Eukaryota; Viridiplantae; Streptophyta; Magnoliopsida; Malvales; Dipterocarpaceae. The record is from the annotation of a GenBank genome assembly.
CGAGUCUGAUAAGGCCGAUAUGGAUGUUGAGACCUUCCACGAUGGGUUCCUCGCUGCUAUCAUGGUCGAGGAGGGGGGUGUUGCUCCUGUUGGCUCCGCAAUUGCGCUCCUUGCUGAGAGUGAGGAUGAGAUUGCUGACGCAAAAGCGAAAGCUUUUUCCUCCGGUGCUGCGUCGAGUAGUAGCGUACAGGUACCUGAGCAGAAGCAUAAGGCAGAGGAGGAGGUUGUUGCUCCUGCUGCUUCCACUGUUUCUAGUUCGAAAGCGGCUGCACUGGGUUCUGCAGUGCACCCAGCUUCGGAAGGAGGAAAGAGGAUAGUGGCGUCACCUUAUGCGAAGAAAUUGGCGAAGGAAUUGAAGGUUGAUUUAGCGGCAUUAGCAGGGUCUGGGCCAAUGGGGAGAAUCGUGGCUAAGGAUGUUGAGGCUGCCGCUGCUGCUGGUACAGUGGCUGCUGAAGUGGCACCUGCUACUCCUGCUAAGGUGGGGACUGCAGCUCCAGGAAUCGAGCUGGGAUCAGUGGUUCCAUUUACAACAAUGCAAGGUGCUGUGAGUAGGAACAUGGUGGAGAGUUUGACUGUGCCGACUUUUAGAGUUGGAUACACAAUUACCACCGAUGCGCUUGAUGCUUUGUACAAGAAGAUCAAGUCCAAGGGGGUAACAAUGACAGCACUGCUUGCCAAGGCAACAGCUCUUGCAUUGGCUAAACAUCCUGUAGUCAAUUCUAGUUGUAGAGAUGGGAAGAGCUUUACAUAUAAUAGUAGCAUCAAUAUAGCAGUUGCUGUGGCUAUGGAUGGUGGAUUGAUUACGCCAGUGCUCCAGGAUGCCGACAAGGUUGACAUUUAUUCACUAUCAAGAAAGUGGAAAGAGUUGGUUGAUAAGGCCCGGGCUAAGCAGCUGCAACCUCAUGAAUACAAUACAGGUACCUUCACUCUUUCUAACCUUGGGAUGUUUGGUGUGGAUCGAUUUGAUGCCAUUCUGCCACCAGGAACUGGAGCAAUAAUGGCAGUUGGAGCCUCUCAACCUGCUGUUGUAGCUACCAAGGACGGUCGAAUUGGCAUGAAGAACCAGAUGCAGGUAAAUGUUACUGCAGAUCAUCGUGUCAUCUAUGGUGCUGAUCUUGCUUCCUUCUUGCAAACACUGUCAAAGAUCAUUGAAGACCCUAAAGAUCUCACCCUCUAGUCAAACAUCUCUCUCACCACAAGACCUUCCUGCCCUCUUAUCACCGGCUAUACCGCCUUGUAGCACACUCACAGUCAUCAUGUUUCUUCAAUCAUCAAUUUUCAAUCUUAAUGUGGUUCGACUUUGGACUAAAAACACGAGCUGAUCACUCAAUUAAAAAUCUUCGAGAAACAAGAAUAGAAUUUCCAAGAGCAAUAUUUCAUUUAGAUUCAAUUUUCAUCUGUUGGGUUAUCCAUUUUCUCAACCAUUGUUUCAAACAGUGAAUCGUUAAACGAUAUGUCGUCAAUUAAAAUUUGUCUGGUAAC